AUGUCGCUGCCGACCUCAAGGAGUUGCCACAUCCCCAUGCUGAGGGACUUGCUCCUCCUCACUCUAGCGGCGAAUGCGAUCGCGUCACAUUCGACGUCGGUUGCUAAGAUGCAACCAAGCUCUCUGGCUAGAGACAGAAGAAUGAUGCCGAAUGGGCUCGAAAGUAAUACUGUCGGAGACGCAAACACCUCGCCUUUCAUCGAAGGAUUGAAGAACAGCUUGGCAUCGGGACUGGCUUCUGCUGCAGGAAAGGGAGUAUGGGAGGCUGGUAGACGCGUUGUGAAGGAAAGCGGAUUCUGUUCUCUGUUUACGAGGGGUCUCGAUGUGACACUGAUAGGGUCUGUCCCCUCGACGGCUGUCUAUUUUGGGGUUUAUCAAUUCUUGAAACGGAAGUUUACCCAGCAACUUGGUCUGGAGUACAAGUUGACAGCAGUUGCCUUGAGCGCAUCCACUGCAAACUUCAUUGCAGCCUUCUUCAGGGUGCCAACGGAGAUCGUCAAGCAGCGAGUGCAAGCUGGGAUGUACCCAGAUGCAACCUCUGCACUGAAGCUAAUCUUUGCCGAUGGAGGUUUUCUGGCGUUUUUCGAAUUGCGCUCUGUGAUGGUGCAAGUUUUUCGUGAUAUUCCUUAUGCCGUUGUGAUGCUUCUAACCUACGAGAUCCUGCAUAGCCUUUUCAGAACAAAUGUUUUCGAAACGGAAGCAAAGCAAGGGAGGGGGGACGAUAGCAAUCUUGCGGCUAAAACAGCAACAGCAAGCGUGAAGGGUCUCUGGAUCGGCGCGACUGCAGGAGCUCUUGGAGCCCUGGUGACAACGCCGUUAGAUGUGGUCAAGACACGAUGGUUGGUAGACCGCAAGCAGUAUCGAGGAUUGGUGGACGUCAUCGUACGAACAUGGUUACACGAAGGUCCUGCCGCUUUCUUCAAGGGGGCUGUUCCACGUGUAGCUCAGAAAAUUCCCUCUAGUUCCAUAUUCUUCCUCCUUUACGAGCUCUUCAGAACCAUUUUUGGUGUGAAGCGAUGA
This is a messenger RNA of Guillardia theta CCMP2712, 1020 nucleotides long. RefSeq lists its product as hypothetical. Gene Ontology annotation, molecular function: S-adenosyl-L-methionine transmembrane transporter activity. Gene Ontology annotation, cellular component: mitochondrial inner membrane. Lineage: Eukaryota; Cryptophyceae; Pyrenomonadales; Geminigeraceae. The transcript has 9 exons. Bases 1 to 1020 code for a protein of 339 amino acids. The record is from RefSeq and is a predicted model, not a curated record.